Messenger RNA from Xyrichtys novacula (pearly razorfish), 13998 nucleotides. Lineage: Eukaryota; Metazoa; Chordata; Actinopteri; Labriformes; Labridae. The record is from the annotation of a GenBank genome assembly.
CAGAAGUGAAAGCGAAACAGAAAAGGUAAGAGUUGCAUGCUGGGAGUUUCCAACGGGAAUGUUGAGUGACUCGUACAUAUUCUAAUUUAGUGUUGUCGAUAAUACUUUCAAAUAUGCUAACUAAAUUCACCUCUGAACGUCUGUGAAAUCCUGGGACGUGUUGUCAUGGUUGCUGCUUCUACGGGAAGCCCGAAGUAAAUAAAACACGAACACCCUGCAAAAGAGGAAUACACGACCGACAUAUUUUCUCCAUAACUGUAAAAAUCCGCGUUAAUAAUGACAGAAAUGUAUGAGAGCAAGACAGCUAAUAUUUUAAGGGGGAAAAACAGAACUACAGACAGGAAGUUCCGUGUUGUUGACGGUGGCUGCUGCUUAUUCACCACUAGAGGGCGCCAUCGUUUCUUAUUUUCUGUCCUUGAGGCCCAUGUGGUCUUCUUCUGUCAAAUGAUAGUCGAGUUUCAGUGUUCUAUCCACGAACAAGAAGGCUUAAAAAACCUGUCUUCUUUUAUCAUUAAAAAAAAAUUAGAAACUAAAGAUGUGCGGUGUAACAAACUAACAAAAACAUUUUAAAAUUAUUUUUACCACUUAUUUGUCAUUUUUGCUUCAUGUACAUUUUAUAUGUAGGGGAGACCGGGGCUUGUUGUCACACUUUUUACACUCUUAUAUAUUACUUGGAAUCAAUACAUCAUAUAUAAACAAAAUAUGAACCAGAUGAAAGACCAAAGUCUCAGGUAUAUAUUUCAUAUUCAUGUCAUUUUCAUAUCUUGUGUCAGUGCAGAGUUAUAAGCAGUCAAAUAGACAGUGUGAUCAUGUGACAUGUUGCCCCACCAUCGGGUAAGCUGUCUCACUACAUGGGGUAAGAUGUCACAGUGGAUUUUGCAGCUAAUAAAACAAGGAAAAAAAUAUUGUUGCUCAAAUUUUUUUUUACUUGAAAGUGAACAUCAAAGUCAGACACAGAAAAAGUUCAUCAUUGAGCUUGAAUAAGUCAUUGAUCAAACAUUAGCAUAAAAUAUUAUGUUACAUGCACUGGAGUUUGGAGAGCUGUCUGACUCUGUGUUUCGACUGGGGUGAAUGUUUUGCAGUACCAAGCCAAGGUAUGGUAGUUGACAUUAAAGUCCUUUAUUGUACCCCAGAUUGAUUUAUUAGCUCGGGUCACCUGUCUGACUGCCCUCAGUAUCACGUCAGGUACUGCACUGUCAUGUUCUGUUUUCCUUUUGAAAUUCCUGACCAUGUCUUCUCACUUUCUCCUCUAAUUUAAACCACUCUUUUCUCUGUAAAGAUAAAGUCAAAGUUUCAAUAUGACAACUGCUGAUAGUUUGACUCUCUUUGUUAAUUUUAAUCCCUUUUAAACAUGUGACAACUAACCCCAAAAUGACUGAGACAUGUUGCCCCAAACUACCAUGUUUGCUAAUCAAAGCUCUAGUUUAAAGUUAGCUUCAAACAGAACAAUGACUGAGAUAUGACAGGAUGCCUUAAUCUCUCCUCUAACAAGCCCACAUGUAUCACUGCUAGGAUUUUUAUCUGGUAGAAGCUUAUUUUAAAAUAUAUAAAGUUAAUUUUCUUUACUUUGGGUUGUGCGAAAUGGUUAGUUAGCACUCAUCUUAGCUCACAAUGUGCUCUUCUCUUCUCAGACAGGACACGACCCCUGGCCAUGUAAAGGAAGAAAACUAGUAUUCCACUUUUGGUGGCAAAGAUAAUUGCAAUGUGACAUUUUACCCAUGUGACAACAAGCCCCUGUCUCCCCUAUUUAAAGUUGAUCACAAAACAGAGCAUCAAAAUAAACUUUUCCCUCCAUAGGGGAAAGAAAAAGUGUACAGUUUUCUUGUGUCAACUGAAGGCAGUGGGGAACUCUUUAUAUGAUCUUUUUUUUACUCUCCUGUUCUCAAGACUUAAACAACUUUCAUGUUCAACCACAAAUGAAGUUCAAAGCCACCCAAAGAUUGUGUUCAGGUGGUAUGCGCAUUUAAUUUAAAGUGACUAUUUUGUUUCUUUCUUAAAAUUAUGUCAAUUAUAUCGUUUUGCUUUUUUAUUUAAUUCUAGCAAGUUAUCUUAUUUAUUCGUUGUCUUAUCCAUUUUUAAAUCAUAGCCUCAUUCAAGAAACCUUGGGGAUUCAAAGUGUAUACUAAAGCAGAUACUGAGCAUGGUGUUAUACAAAUAUAUAAGGAUUAAUGACUAUGUGAGAGAAAACAAUGAUAAUACAUGGAUUGACACCCCCUCGUAAAAAUACACACAGGGAUAAAGUCCAUCCCAUCUGCAAACAUUAAUGAGUAAACUUUACAGUGACUCUAUUCCUCUCUUCUGGAAGGUCAUAUAAAGAGCUGCACUGAAGUUACAGCCAGCAUUUCAGAGUUGCUCACAAAAGUAACACAAAGCAAUCAGAGGAAGCUCGCUGUUAGGCUCAGGUGAAAGGGAAAGGUCAUUUUAUAGUUUAGAGAAUUUCUGUGAGGAAGAAUGAUAAAGAAGGUGCUGAUUGGGGCUCUGUGUGGUGCAGCUGUUCUGACUGUGGGGAUCCUCAUCGGUAACUAUGGGAUCACAAAGAGCUCGGCGCCGUCCUGGGUGAAGGAUGUGGCGAAGGAUGUGGAUGAGAGUUUCAUCAAGAAGUUCCUGGAUGAGGUGGACAACAUGCAGAUUCAGGAGAACCUCAGGUGAGUUAAUGAAUCAUAAAACUUGGAUUUUGACGGAUUCUCUCUCACACAUUUCACUAGUUUUUAUUUUUAAUUUUUUAAUUUUAUGUAAUUCAAAACACACAGACUGGAAACUAAACCAAAAUUAUUCAUUGAACAGUCAUACAGCUUUUGUGUUUCAUUAUUCACAAAUGUAUGAGGUCCAAUAGGAAUCACUUUGCAUUCUGGUAAUGUUCUAUGCCUUUAAUCCAAGACAGAAAAAUAUAAAAACCUACUUCUCAAACCUUUAUUCAUCCUCCUUUUCCUCUUCAGGGAGUUAACCAAAGUGCCCCACAUGGCCACCUCACCUGGAGAUGAGCAGACGGUAGAAUAUGUGCUUAAAAGAUGGACUGACCCAAACUCUGGACUGGAUGAUGCCUGGAGAGAGGAUUAUAUGGUCUACCUGUCCUUCCCAGACCCCAAAAAUCCUAAUAAGGUCACUGUAGGUCAGUCAAAUGUUUAAGCUCAAAUCUGCAUGUUUUUAAUGUGUAAAAGUAAGGGGUAAAGCUCCAAGAAUAGUCUUUUAUCAAAGGUUGUUGGCAUCCUGCAUCUCCAUCUAAGCAAAUUAAUGGAUAAGGUGACAUGUAGCAAGAUGGUCCAAUUCAGUUGAUUUAGACUUUUUGAAACUGAAGCCAUGAAUCAGUUGUCUUUUGAUGUCCCGCUUUAAAAGCUUCAAUAAAACUAGACUGAAACAAUGCUAAAAACCCAAGCAGCUCACUGUACCGAAUCCAAAUUCAGUAAAAACUUUACUUCUUUUUUUAUGAUAUAUCAUCCUAUAUUUAAGCCAACUCCCAAAGAAAAUUGCAACAAUACUAGAGAUGUUUGUAUUUCACAUAUUCACCAGCAGACAAUUGACCAUCAGCUUUGUUUUCAGUGGACCCAUCUGAAACUGUUCUGCACACUGUCAGAGAAAAAGAGAAGAAUUAUACUCCAGACCAACUCGAUCCUCAGGUGGUCCAGCCGUAUGCUGCAUACUCGCCCCCUGGACAUGUAAAGGUAAAAAGAAUUGCAUUGAAGCAUUAAAAGAUCUCUUUAAGGUGUCACACUCACUUCUGCAGGGAGCUCUAGUGAAUCUGUUAUGUGCUACAUACCUACGAAUUCAUGUUUUACAAAAGUAAGUGGCAAACUUCUGUUGUAAAAACAACACUUGCACAACAUUUGUUUGACCUAUCAGCUUUUUUUUAUAGUGAUAGUGUCAUGCACCAUAAAGAAGCUAUUAUUAUGUCACAGAAGAUCCAGUUUUUUAUUGCAUAGGAACAGCGAGAUACAAGGGCAAAUAAAUACAUAAGAAAUUUGUGUUUAUAGGAGGUCGUGUUGAUAUGAAGCAUACAUAAAAACUAAAAAGUGGGUCACUGACUAUAUAAAAAUCACAUGAUGGUCACAUCCCUGUUUCAUGCAACAAAAUGUUACCUGUAACAACCUUUGGGACUCUUUCCUCAACUUUUAUAUUGUCUAACAGUGAGCACAAAACAGAUACUUUUUCAGGGUCUAAGAUCUGUGGAGGAUAUACAGUUAAUUACUGUUGAUGAUCUAAGAAAGGACAUGCUUAAUAAAUGCAUGAUUUCAGUAAAGCUAAAUGUAAGAAGAUCUGAACUUUGUUGAAGUUUGAGCUUAUACAGUAUAUGCAUACAAGGUUAAAACUUUCUGAGGAAUUUGCAUGUGUGACCCUGGCUCCAUUAUUUCUGGGUCAUGUCUCAACAGUUAUCUGGUGUUUUGCCUAAAUUAUCUUAACAGGCGGGUUCUAGUUGAACAACAUUUGCCUUGAAAACCAAGGUCAGAACAAAAUGUAAACAAAUUUAACAGCAAUACACUGUCUUAAGCUAACUUAUCACUUAAAGAAGACGAAGUUAAAUUACUGAACACAGUACUUAAUAGAGAAAUACCUUGUCUUUUGAUACGCUAACUCUCCAUGGUCUAGCUUCACUUAAUAUUUCAGCUUGUUACUUUACGAUCUAAAAUUUCUGCUUAAUUUAAUUUUUUUUUUUACUGAGAGCACUGAACUUAUGAGUACUUUUCCACCCUGCCAUAAAACCAUCUCACCUAAAACACUCUCAAACAUGAGUUCAUUUGAUGAGCUUAAAAGACAAUAAAAUGUUGUUAUAAAACUAUUACUGAUGCACCAUUAUGAGACAAAUCUUUUUUUUACGUCUUUAUGAACUGAGACAUUAUGAAAUAUGCUGUCUUCACGAAACAACAGGACACUUUCAAUGUUAUCAGUACCUGUGAACAUCUCGAGGAGAUAAAAGGGCUUGUGAUAAAAGAGGAGACUGUAUCAAGAAUAAACUAGACAAUGCACUACAGCAUUCUAUUGGUGUCGAGUUUGAAGUCACACCAUGAAAAAAGCAUUAAAUUCGUUCCUAAAGAGUGGCUGGAUGAUAUUUAAGAGAGUUGUAAGAAAAUAUACGAGAAAAUCAGAAUGAAAAGUAAUACCCUGUGUGAUCUGUGAGAGGCACCAUACCCUAAAAUACAACAGAUUCAUGUGAAAUUCUGAGAGUACAAAACUGUACAUAACUUACAACACCAUACAUCAUAUGAUAACAAACAGGACACAUAUGAUAUGAUACGUUACAAUACAAUAUGAUAAAAUAGGACACAAUGCAACAUAAUAUGAUACUUAAUCAUAUGAUAUAGUAGGAUAGGAUAUAAUCCUGCAGGAUACGCAACACUUCUCAAGGAUACAACACAAUGAAAAAGGACUCUGAUAUGAUAGGAUACAAAGUGACACAAUAGAAUAUGACAGGAUAUAAUAGAUAUGAUUGAGUUUGGUGCAGCAUGAGUAGAUGUUAUCCGUCUAACACUGAGAGCAUUUCUUAAUGAUUUUUCUUUCGCUGGUUCAAGGGUAAACUAGUGUUCGCCAACCAGGGGAAACUAACUGACUACCAGGAGCUGAAUAAAACACUGGACCUCAGAGGAACCAUCGCUAUCACCAGAUAUGGUGGCGCAGGAAGAGCUGAUAAAGUGAGUAUGUCUUAUUCAAUGGAAGAAAUGUAGUCUUUUGUAUCAUCCUGUUUUUCUUGUUUGUCUGAUUAUGUUUUCUAAAAUGAUCAGAAAUAAACUGUCCAGAAGUGACAGAACUCAUAAAGGGGCAGUAAAACUGAGAGUGUUUUGCUUAAUGUUUGGAAGACAAAAACUUAAGAGUUUCUCUGGUUUACUGUCCAACAUAUCAGGGCAAGACAAGACCUUCUAGGGCAUAUGUUUUUCUUUUUUACACCGCAGGACUGAAUAUGAGCUUUAAAGGACAUAAAAGUAAUAAAAACACCAAGAAAUAUUUGUUAUUCUUGAGACAGUUUUCAAAUUUAGGUCCAUUUAUUGCCUAAAUUUAUUUAUUUAUUUGUUUAUUGCUACCCAUGGCUUCUAGCAAAGAAUUACAAGAAAAACAACAAUCCUCUGCGUUAAAUACUCCGCACAACACAAAAGUCUUUCAGUAAAUCAUAAAGGUGUUUAUUUUGAAGUUGAGUACAGCAUGCAAACAAUGUUGCCACAGCUAAAAUGCCAUGAGAGGAUCACAUAUCAGAGGAGCAUACAUUUUUGCUUAACUUUAUCAAAGUGCAGCAUUAUUCAACCAUGAACUGUCACACGUCUUGUCCAGGCCAUCAAUGCAGAACCCUUUGGUGUCCUCGGCGUGCUUGUCUACACAGACCCUCUGGAGAUGAAUGAUGGUCUAACAUCUGACAUCAAUGAGACAUAUCCACACUCCUGGUACUUGCCGCCCUCUGGUGUAGAAAGGGGUUCCUAUAGCACUCACUAUGGAGACUUACGCACACCCUACCUGGCUGCCAAAGGUAAUUGGUGACUUGUGUAAAAUUGAUUCACAAUUCAUCGCACAGUUGUGUUGGUCCAUUUUAUUGUGUGUUAAAAAAUUGUACUUUGAAUUAAUUCACAGAGGAAACCUACAGAAUCCCAGUUGAGGACAUCACCGGGAUCCCUCCUAUUCCUAUCCAACCAAUCGGAUUUGAGGAUGCCCGCGCAUUGAUUUGGUUUGUGAUUAGACAAAUCCUGAUAAAGCUUUAGAUGGUUGUUUAUGAACCAGCUCUUCAUUGUUUUUCCAUUUGUGUAUUAGUGAGCUUGGUGGAAAAGCAGCACUUACCUCAUGGCAGGGAGGAUUGGGUUGUACCUACAACAUUGGAGGCCCAGGGUUCAAAGAAACAUCCGCUUUCAACAACAGGUAAGCCACUACAAGAUUAAGAUGUUAAAUGCACUGCAGAAUGUCCUAUUAUUAUUCAUUGGGAUCACCUGUGUAAUCCUUAGCAUAUAAAAACUCAUUUACCAAAUCAGAGAAGUUCAACUAAUUUGCCAAGCUUGCAAGAAACCUACAGUGACUAUUAAACAUAAGGGCACAGAGUCGCUUUAAAGUGAAACACACACAUAUAUAUCUGAAGUUGUGUUCAUGUUUCAGUGAUGUGAAACUGGACAUCUACAACUACGGAGAGGUGAAGAGCUCUGCUAAUGUCAUGGGCAUCAUCAGAGGAAGUGUUGAACCAGGUGAGACCUGUCACCAAGGUCAAAUCCUCUUUUAGAUUUCAGCACCUUUUUUUUUUUUUUUGCUCAUGAUUACUCUGCGGCUGUCCCUGUGUUUGUACUCAGAUAGGUAUGUGAUCUACGGGAACCACAGGGAUAGCUGGGUUCAUGGUGCCAUUGACCCCAGCAGCGGGACAUCAGUUAUGCUGGAGCUGACAAGAGUGCUGGGCCGGAUGGUUAAACAAGGUGAGGAGAGCGACAGCUGAAUGAAUUACUGAUUCUUUUACUCAUUGUGCUGGAUAAAGAUUUAAUACCUGUUUCUUUCCGUGUGGCAGGAAAUUGGAGGCCUCGGAGGUCAAUUAUCUUUGGAAGCUGGGGAGCCGAGGAGUUUGGCCUCAUCGGGUCGGCAGAAUACACAGAGGUGAUUUGCUAUGACCUGAUAUGACAGACAUGUUCAUUAUCAAGCAAUAUUUCUUCCAUUUGUACCAUUACUAUUUCUACUCUGUGGGAAGCAAUUAUAGUUUUUAGAAGUUGUUAACAUCUUUUCAUGAACUUAAAAAUGGAAAAAACACUGACUUUAAUUGGUCUUUUCCUCAGCAAUACUUCACCAAGCUCAGUGAACGCACCAUUGCUUAUAUCAACGUGGAUAUAGCUGUGUUUGGUAAGUAACACCAAUCCUUUCACUGAGAAGUUAAUGAAAAUGUUUUGCACUUCAUUUAACAACUCAGAAAAGUCACAAAAGCCUAUAAUAUCACCAUGAAAAUUUCAGCUCAGACCACUUUUCAGACACCAGUAGCAACAUGCUAAUCUAGUUCUCCAUACUCUAAAUCAGACAUUAAGACCUAAAUGGAUUUUCUCAGUUUUGCGAUGUAAUUUUAGGCUAAUUUACUGAUGAAUGCUGCUUCUUGAAGAUUUAUACAUUUGUUCUAAUGCUUAUCAACAAUCCCAUUUUCAGCCAAUGCCACACUCAGGGCGUCAGGAAUGCCGUCAGUACAGAGUGUCAUCUUCCAAGCUGCAAGACAGGUAAAUUCUUAAAAAUGACCGGUGCUAGUUCAGUGUUUUGUCUCAGGAGUGUGACUUUGACAUAAAUACUGUCCACAAACCGCCAUGAUGAGACUGUGUUUGUUCUCCAGGUACCUGCACCCGGAACUGACUUGACUGUAUACGACAACUGGAUGAAAUUUUCCAACCGGACAAGCCCGACAAAUGAACUCAUUCCCAAGUAUUGAACAACACCUUUUUAGCGCCUUUAGGUUACCAAUUCUAAACAACUUAACUCUGCCAGAUUGCACCAUUGUCACAUUUCUUCAAAGUCUAUAUGGUUCAGGAGAAACCCCAGGUCUGUCAUUGUACUGAAAUAAACUGCUCCUGGUUUUCUUUCUUCUCUACCAGGAUGGGAUACCUGACAGGAGCAGGAAGUGAUUAUGCUCCCUUUGUCCAUUACCUGGGGAUCACUUCUAUUGACAUGUCAUACACAUACGACAGGGUAUGAAAGAAGUCUGCUGCCACUGUUUUUGAAUUCUGUCUGGUCACAGUAUGAAAGCUUUGUGUGGGAACAGGAAAUGCUAUUUGGGUCUCACCUGUAACACAGUUUGAUUUCCACUAACGUUAGCGGGCACCAAAAUGCCGCUUUAACCAGGACAGUAGCGCAUCAACAUGCAUUUUCACUGGGUUCAAGGCAAAUUCUUCCUCUUUGCUAAUUGGAUUUAUAUUCAUAUUGUUGCACUCUGUUGUCCUGCUUCACUGUUCAUGUCUCAUGUUGUAAAUGAUUUAUGACUCAAGAAAGAGAUUUUCAUGUCAGUGCAGAUCAUAGACUGUGUAAAAGAAGUGAACUGAUGUUUUUAAGGCUCAACUUUAGCACUUAAAAGUUACCGGCUUGUUUUAUUGGGAUCAUAAACGACCACGAAUGGAAGACAGGAUGGACACAUAAUGGAUUUAUGACCAUAAAGUUACAGGUAAAUGUGUAUUGUAUUCAUAAAUCAACUGAAGAGCUUCCUCAUCUUCUCAUUUGUGGCUCACACUAUUUUCUAAGUGUCUGAGUAGCCCCCCUGUGGCUCUUUGCAGGUAUCAGACACUCUUGCAUUGACUUAGAUUUAAAAACCAAGAGACCAUGUCCACUUCUUAUACACAGUCUAUGGUGUGAACAUGUUUGUCAAGUACUCGUGACACAUUGAACAUAUUUUGACUGCCCAAUCAUGAUGUUUUUUUCAUUAGAGUAAAACAAAGGCUCGGAUUUACCCUGCAUACCACACAGCGUACGACACCUUUGACUACGCCUCAAAGUUCAUUGAUCCAGGUAAAAGGAUGUCUUUACUGUGGCCCUGAAGGUCAACAGCACAAACAUUUAAAGAGGACAAUAAAUAAAUAAAUGUUUUGUAAAACAUGAAAAACAUUUAAUCAAAAAUAAAGAAUAUUUUCAUCAAACCCAUAAUAAAAUUGCAAAACAUGAAAAUAUUUUAUAUAAACUUCAAAAAUAUUAUGUGAUUUUUUUAAUCACAAAAAUAAUUUGUAAUAAAAAAAAUUGGAAAACAAAAUAAUUUGUCGCAUUUUGUAGCUACUAAAGCUUAUUAAUAUUUUCCAAUCAGUAUAAUAUUUUUACAGGCUUCAAUAAAAAAUAUGCUUUCAGAAUUUAAUCCAAAAUAAUUUUUAUUAUCAACGUUUAUUUUUGUCUUUAAAAUUUGUUUGUAACUGCAAAAUAUUGCAGGCCAUCAUACUUUAAAAAAAAUAUUUUUAUGUUGAAGAAAUGUGUUGACACUUCCAAAAAUUAAACUGCAUUUCUUAAAAAUGUUUUUUUGUUUUUAUAAUAUUUUUCAGUGUUUUCCAAAAUAUUUUUGGAAGUUAUUAGAAUCUAUUUGUGUUUUCUAAAAUAAAUUUUGGAUUUAUGCAAAAUAUUUUGUUAUUAUGUCAGAUAUUUGCAGGUUUUAUGUUCUAAUUUUUUUAUUUGUUGAAAUGUUUUUGAUUUAUUUUAGAAUUGCCCCUUCUCUAGCAAUUUUCCUUGCUAUUGCCUUGGGAAUCAUGCAUGGACUGAGAAACGCAUAUUUACUGCUCCUGACAUUUGCCAUCAUUGCACACUACAGACUUGAGUUUUUGUCCGAUCAUUGGGGAAAAUAAAACUUGAGUAUUAAAACCUUUUAGUUCCCUCCCUAAACAGUUUUUCAUCAUCUCAUGUAACACCUUCUUCUCUCAGGGUUUCACAGUCACCAGGCCGUUGCCAGGACAGCAGGAAACAUCCUGAUCCGAUUGGCUGACAGCUUGGUGGUGCCGUUCAACUGUGGUGACUACUCUGAGAUUCUGAGGGCCUACCUCAACACAGCAGUGACCCUGUAUAAGACCCAACUGCAAGCUAGAAAUAUCUCCAUGGGUAAGAACAGGAUACAAAGCUCUGUCUCCAAGGCUUUAACUUGUGUGCAUCCAUCCUGGGUCAAGGUAGCUGAUCUGACAACUUGAUUAUGAAGACUGAAUAUGAUUUUUUUGGGCUUCUGCAGUAGACUAAAUGCCCACUGUAGCAGGGAUACCCUCAGGAGAUAAUGCUAAAAAUAUUGAACAGCACCACAGAAGCAGAAUCUGUUUACCUACAAUGAUUAGAGAGGCUGAAAUCUGUUACUGAAAAGCCAAAUGGAUGAUUUGUUUCAGAACCGCUAGAACAGGCUGUGGCCAAUUUUGAGAAAGCAGCAUCUGAUCUGGACAAGAUGAUCCGCAAUUCAGACCUGGCAAAUGAAACGUAAGAACACACACUCACAUACAAUACUUAAAACCCUUUUGUAAAUAGUUUUAUAAGGAACUGAAAGCCCAAAAGACCCAAACCUUUCUCUUUGUCUCUCUUGUCUUUAGACCGCUGAAAGUCAGAAGAAUCAACGACCAGCUCAUGCUGCUGGACCGAGCUUUCCUAAACCCUCUCGCCUUCCCAGAUAAAUAUGCAUUCAGGUAACAGGUCCUGAAAGCUUUUUGUAAAAAGUGAAAAGUAAAAACAAACAAAAAAAAAAUUCAAUAUGACAAACAAUUAUUCUUCCUACUUUGGUUUCAGAUGGACUUUCUCCAUCUGUUUAACUGAUCAGCUGCCUGUUAUUGAUAAAUCGCCUGUUAUUUCCUUGUGUGAUUGACAGGCAUGUCAUCUGGGCUUCAAGCAGCGCCGGACAGCCAACGUUUCCCGGUCUGGCUGAUGCUUAUAAAAAAGCUACAUUGUCAGGACAAGCCAGUGACUGGGCUCAAGUGCACUACCACCUGUCUGUCGUGAGCCAGGCCAUCGAGGGCGCUGCCAGCACACUGAUUGAUGUCAUUUAGCUGAAGAAGAGGAAGGACAAACUGCUGUAACUCAGGGACUUUUUUUUAAUGAAAUGCAGGGACUUGCAGCCUAUGAGGACGGAACAGAUGAGACUGUAAAUGGAUGACCUUCAGUGAGGAGGCUCAAUGAGCCCGGCUCCUCACCAAGCAUUAACAUAAAUGAUGUCCUCUGUAUUUUUCACGCACAUUAAAUAUUUAGAUGUGAUCUUUUUUGUCUCAUUGAAAUGCUCCAUUAACAAUGAACCAAGAUCAUGUCUGCUUCUGCACUUUGAGUUUUUCUGCAGAUAAAAGUCUUUUUGCAUUUAAUAAAAUACUAUAAAUACUACAGUGAGUGAAAAUACUUAAUUCAGCAAUCCCUAUUAAAAUUAUAUUAAGGUCAUUAAGGUUCAUACCUGGUAAAGCUCAUGUAAUGUAUUCUUAGCUCUUCUAAUGUGCUGAAAAAAGCUUCAUUAGAGAACCAAUGACCAGCUCUAUGUUAAUGUUGAUUGGAUGUCUUACACCCCGUUUUAGUAAUAUCCUCAUCAGAAACUAAUUGAGGAGCAGAACCGUUUAAAUUUCCCACUUUUACAUUUUUAGCUGGGAUCUAAAUUUGAAAAAUGAAGUCUAAAUAAACUUCUGAUGCAUGGGAGUUUAUUCCUGAAUAAUGCUUAUGAUUUAUAUUUUUUUUCAAUGCAAGGAUUAUAUUUCUAUUAAAGACAUUUCAAAAAAAUCAUUAUAGAUUUCUGUGAGGUUUGUGACUGAGACCAAAAGCAGAUGUGCAUGUCUCUCAUAUCCGCACAUUUGGCCUGAGGUCCACUUUAGUCUAACUUCAUGAUAACUUCAUAAUAAUACGACCAUUUGUUCAUUUUUCUGUCUGUAUGCUUUUGUUUACUCUCUCCCUUUUAUUCCUAGAAGUGAAACAAUGCAUUUUGAAAUGCUAAUUCCAGAUUAAUAUUCAGUACCCUAGUUGUUCUUUUUGUUUUUUUCUUUUACAUGAGUCAAUUUCAACCACAAAAUGUUGCAUAAAUAUUCACCAGAGUGCAACACAUGAGUGUUGGAUGUUGCUGUGUGUUUUUUUCCCUAAAUUUUCCAAUAUUUUUCCCCUCUCUUCUCUUUCUCUCUUUUUUUUGUAAUACAUUCAAAAUAAAAACAUUUCAGUUCAGUUCAACUUUUGACCCUGGGAAAACAGAGUGAAUCAAAAAGUAUGGAUGCACAUCCACUUAGCACAGUAUCUCAUUGAUUAGACAUAGUGCCUGGAGCAAGACUGAGUCAUGGUCACUGGGUGAUUAUGACUUGCUAAUUCAUCUGAUCAUUACACAAUCUGUGCUAGUGAUCUCAUCUGACAGGUUUUCUGAGCUGUUGCUAUCUGUGUGGAAAUAGGAGGGCAAACUUAACUGUUGUUAAUUUACAUUCACAAGAACUGAAGCAAGCCUAGAUCGAGGUUAUCCUCUCGUUCAAUUAGGCAGUUCAAUAAUACAAAGAGGGGUAAAGUUCAUAUUAAAAGAUCAUGCAAAGUUAUCUCACAUAUAAGCUACACUUUGAUAUUCAAGUGCUCCAUUAGAUCUAGAAACAAUCUUAGUCAUCUCUGCUCCAGAUCCAGGUGCAAAAGGAUGCAAUUUAUCUGAUGCCUUAAGCCUGUAGGCCUACAGUGAAUUGCAGUUGGUUGCCUGUAGGCAGGCCUUACUGUCUGCAGCUGCAAGUACUGGCUGCUGCCACUAGGAGUCACAAAAUGCCAUGAGACACAUUUAUGGGCCAUGUCAGCAUUUAGGAUUACAAGUUCAGUAUCACAAAAGCCACUAGCAGCAGUGGAUAAAAAGUCAAAUCUGCCCUCUAAAAAGGUGAUAUAUUUCCAUGAAAUAAUUCUGUGCGUAACACAGUUCAGCAUGUAAACAGAAAUGUAUAAUGUAUAAACGUGAGACAGAGAGUUGGAAAAGAAGUAAGACUCAUAAAUACUAUUCUAGGAUCCUACUUUUCCCCCGUUCAGACUCUGGUGUAGCCACAGGUCUCUUAGGGUGGUUUUAUCCUGGUUUACGUUUAUGGCGUUAGUCACACCCUUACGAGCUGCUGCAGAAGCCCAACUUAGUGUAAAUGAAUAACAGCCCGUUUGUGUGGGUUGAGUUCAUUGAGUUCAUGUAAUUUUAACCUUUAUAUGCUAUAAAAAAGGUGGGCUCUAGACUAUUCUUAAUCUCAGGAGACACUGCUUCAAAGAUGGGUCCCAUAAAGUUAAAUUUAUCAGCUGUGGAUGGUUUGAAAGGUGCAUGUCCAAACUGCAAAAUGCAUCAUUGCUGUUUCAUAAAACAAAUGUGAAAAUUGUGAUAUGAUGAAGGCAAAGACUGGUUGGUGAAAAAUCCACAGAUGUCUUGCAGUAUUUUUAGCAGUGAAGUAUUUACAGAGGAUGGAUUCCUUUUUCAGCAGUGCUCUACUUGACAUUCAUACAGUUUGACAUCAAUAUUUGCAGAACUGCCCAGAACAACCAAAGUCUGUCUGUUUUAAGCCGCUGAGCAGUUUCACUAGUGAAGUAGGAGACGGGGAGGAAGACUUUUAAAUCUUGAAUGUUUCUUCCUGGCUGAUUUUUUAGAGCUACAGAAGUGGAAUUUGAAUUUAGUCUCUGAUUUUU